UUGACUUUGAGCGGUUAUAAUAACCGCUUUCUAUUUAUGCCACACAGUUAGUCCAUUUUAAGAUGAUCCAUUUGUUUUAAUAUUAAGAAAUCUUGGGGAUAAUUUUAAUCAACCGAGGAGAACAGUAAUUUAAUGUGAUUAUCUCUGCAUCCACGUGAGCACUGCGUUUGUAAACUAAACUUAGAAGCUGGUAUCUUUGCACAUGUAGUAAAAGAAAUUCAUGUUUAAUAUCCUAAUGGGACUGUUUUCUCGCAUCUCUUUUUGAAAAAGGAGUUUACCAUGUCACACUGAACUGCCACUAUCAUCUGAUGCAGAUCCCUAAAGGAUCAUCACACAUCUUUUACUUUAAGUGCAAUUUUGUGGUUUUGAUUUGAUUGGUCCAGGCUGCCUGUCAGCUGACACCGAACUGGACAGUGGACAAUGCAAAAAUGAAGAUCUCAGCGCAUCUCUGACAUGAUCCCUGGUUUGUGAUGAUGUUUCGGCUCCGAUGUGUGAACACCUGCCUCCGAAGGCUCCUUCAUGGGGGAACAGUGAAUAGAGACCAGGUCCUGGAGCAGCUGCGGGUUUGCUCUGCUGAAGACCAGGUUUUUGAUGUGGUGGGAAAGAACAAAGCCAAGCUGACAGCGGAGCAUGUGAGCUGUGCUGUAGGGAUGCUGUGGCAGUUUCAGAAAGAGAGACCUGAACUGCUCAGGACUGUUGACCUCAUCAGAAGUCACCCACAGUUCUUAACUCUCCGGGUUUUAGCAGAGAAUAAAAUUGCUAUUAUGGAUGAUUUAAUGUUGGUUGACAUGCUUUAUGCUUUCCUCAGGUUAAACAUAGAGGAUAACGACUCUCUUGUGCAGCAAAUGGUUUCAGAAGCUUGGCUAAGAAUAGACAGACUUCCAAUGUCAUCUCUAUCCAAGUUUGCUAUCUGUUUAAAUGAUCAGAACCUCCACCACAGUCCUCUAAUGGGUCACAUCACCUCCAUUUUGGAUCAAAGGUUGUCGACUAUUGAUGAUGCCAGGAUCCUCACCACUUUAAUGAUUAGUGUGUCGUCCCUCGUGUCUCCCCACCUGAGGGAUGCUCUCAUCAGCAGAGCAGAGAAACUCUUGCUCACCAUGAAUCCCUUGCAAUAUAACACACCACGAAGAAUGGUGCAGUUUCUGCGCAACAUUAAGUAUGUUCACCGACCUCUGCUGGAGAAGUGCAAUAAGAUCUUUUUGCUCAACAUUCCCAGACUGGAUGCAGAAAAUAUCGGCAUCAUCUUGGGUCUGUAUCAGUCCCUUCAGUUCAACAACUGUGACUUUAAGCUGGCUGCUAAACAAAAGUUGACUGAACUGAUAGAUUCAAGCACUGAUCCUUUAUCCUUCUCUAAACUGUUUAUUGCCCUGGCUCCCAUUGCCAGUCAGGAGAUCAGAGAAAGGUUGGAGAACACUGCUCUCCUGUUGGCUGAUGAGUUCAGUCCUCGGCAGGCUUUGGCUAUAGCUGAAGCACUGGAGGAGGUUCAAAGUAGAAACCUUAGCUUAGUGAACAAAAUUGCAUCUGUAAUUCAGAAGAACCUUCAUGUCUACAAGUCAGUGGAGGUGGCCAGAAUCACCCAAGCCCUUUCUCUAUUGCAGUAUCAUAAUCCAGAGUUCUUCACUAGACUUAAAAACAUUAUGAUCAAUUUUUUGCAGCACAGUUUCUACCCGUAUGAAGUGACUAUGCUAAUUCGGGUGCUGUCCACAUUGUCUUCCCCACGACUUGAUGACAGCGUGGUCUCAAAAGUAGAUGCAGUAGUUGCACAGUGCAACCUCAGUGAGCUCAGCACAAUUUCUUUUGCCGUUGCCAAAUGGAUACGAAAUGAUCCGUCCUACCGCCACAACACCCACAGCAAAUACGUCCGCCUGCUGCAGACGCUAAGCCGCUGUGGACACGAGAGGCUGCAAACAGCCGACCGGCUGGACUUUGUGCUCGAGGAGCUUAAGUACAUCUCGGGUGAGUGGUUUGAGGAGAUGCUGCUGGAAGAGUCUAUGGCCACUCUGAAGAGGAUGGUAGAUCAAAUUAACUGGGCCAAUGCCCCUGACCUGGCCUUUUUCCUCACCAGAGCAAAUUACCUCUGUCCUCCUCUGAUGGACAGAAUUGCCAGUGUGGCCACAGAACACAUUGACAAGAUUCAUCAUUCAUCAACAUAUGCCACCCUGCUACCCUUUUCUGUCCUGAACUAUGAUUCCGUGCAGGCAGACGAGCUGUUCGAUGCUUGCAUUAAGCGCUUCACUCCACACAUCCGUUCCUUUGACCCACAUCUGCUAGUCCUGUUUGCAUACUCCUUGGCAGUAGCUGAUCAUUUUCCUGAAGAACUCAUUAGAGAAAUCUUUAGCAUCGACUUUCUGGGAAAGCUGGACUGCCAGAUAGAAACCCUACCUGAUACCCUCAACAUGCGGACACGACUGCGGCUCAUGGAGCUCAAUCGCGCCGUGUGUUUCGAGUGUCCUGAGUUUCAGGUGCCGUGGUUUCAUGAACGUUACUGCCAGCAGCUGCAAAAGAAAGGUAAUGGCAGUAUCAGUCCUGUACAACAGCAAAUCCACAAAAUGCUAGGGGAGGUUCUUGGUGGAAUUAACUUUGUCCAAGCAGCAGUUAUUACUCCAUAUUUUUACACCAUUGACUUUGAAUGCAAACUGGACAAAAACUUGAAGCCGCUGCCUUACUCAGAGCCAAGCACCCUGCAGAUCUCGGACAGAGGAAGGGUUCACUGGGAUUCAAGGUCCCUGGAAAAUAUAAGGGAUGAGUUGCCACCUGGAGCUCAGCGUGUGGCUGUGGACUUUCUUGAUUCAAAGUCCUUCUGUAAAAAUUCUCAUCAUAUGAAAGGUGAAGUCUUGUUGAGGAAGAGGCACCUCGAAAUUCUGGGAUAUCGUGUUGUUCAGAUUCCUCACUUUGAAUGGAACUCUAUGGAGCUUUCAACACAUGACUCCUGGAAGGAAUAUCUCAGGAAGAAAAUCAUCAGAUAGCUUUCUUUCUGACUGCCUUACUUAAAGAUUCAGUGUUAUAUUCAGCACUGACUGGCUAUCUUGGUACUGGAAAAUGUUUUGACCGAGUGACUAAAUAGUGUUAAGUGUUAAACACCAAAAACACAUAAAAUGCUCCUUAUUUUUAGUUUUAAUGUUCAGUCUAAAGUUGGCAUGAAUCUGCCUCCAUACAUGUUGAGUGAGAAUGUACCUUAUAUGUUUUUGUAUUCAAUAACAUUGUAAAAAUUAAAAUAAAGAUUGUA
Messenger RNA from Melanotaenia boesemani (Boeseman's rainbowfish), 3226 nucleotides. It is a transcript of the gene fastkd1, whose product is annotated as FAST kinase domains 1. Lineage: Eukaryota; Metazoa; Chordata; Actinopteri; Atheriniformes; Melanotaeniidae. Gene Ontology annotation, biological process: regulation of mitochondrial mRNA stability; mitochondrial RNA processing. The record is from RefSeq and is a predicted model, not a curated record. Gene Ontology annotation, cellular component: mitochondrial matrix; ribonucleoprotein granule. The transcript has 15 exons. Bases 471 to 2966 code for a protein of 831 amino acids. Gene Ontology annotation, molecular function: RNA binding.